AUGCGUAUCAAUCACCCAGCAAAAUCAUUAUUACUAUCGUGUUGCCUGGUCCUAUCUACCGUGCUGUCUGAUCGAACGGGCACCACCACCAUUCAGGUCGUAGACUUGGACAGCAGGGUGCAGGCGACGGGAGGGUCAGCCCUCUCUACGGCGAAAGAGCUGCUGCAGCAGAGACACGCCACUCGGAACGUGGAGGCGGCGUCACAGGUUAUCCGCCAGUGCGACGGUGUGGUGAACAUGGUCAUGGAGGCCUUCGUGCACAUCCACGAGGAGCGCUACUACUCCGCCCUCAACACGGUGGACCAGAUCAACCAGCGCCUGGACGCCUUGGACAGCGUAAAGUUCGCCUCCCAGCUCAGGAGGUGGAUGCCGUCUCUGACGGAGAUGAUCAACAAGGCCACCAAGGAAGAGAUGUCGCAGUGGCUGGUUGACAUUCGAGAAGUCUCGUACAAGAUGGGCGGUGCGGCCAUGAGACGGUAUACUAAGAUCCAGGGAGCGUCCACAGAGAGCGGGACUGGGCUGGAAGGGGAUGGCGGCGGGAUGCGCAGCCAGGCCAUGAUGACGCACAGCGUUCGCUUUUUGCUGCGCCUGGGCGACCUGAUGGGGUGCGGGCUGAGGCUCAACAACGACGAGCUGGAGGAGUGCGUGCCGGAGCUUUUGCGGGGUCGAUCGGAAGAUAAGGAGAAGGAGGAGAAAGCGCUCGACCGGCUGAGCGAUCACCUGCACCCGGUGCACCGAGCGCUGCACAUCUUCGCGCGCCUGGGCAUGCUGGCCGACUUCAAGACCUGGUACCUCGAGUGCCGAAGGCCCAUGGCCGAGAUGCGGUCGAUGAUCACGAGAGAUAUCGACAACCUGGACACGGACGCGUUCUUGACGUACCUGCCCACCCUGGCCAACGGAAUCGGCGGGUUCUUCAUCGUCGAGCAGACGUUGCUACAACAGGUGGACCACCGAGAAGGGCUGCUAACGCUAGCGCAGCUGGAGGAGUCGUGGAUGCAGUCGCAGCUCAGCCUCAGCGGCCUGAUCCAGCAGCACAUGACCAGGCUCAGCCGACCGGGACACUUCUUCCAGGUUAAGGAAACGGUGCUGGCGCUCGUUUCCAUCAUGCACGACCUCAAGAUGGACACCCACGUCCUCAUGAACCUCGUCCGGGCCCUCAAGGACCCCUUCCGAAAGCUAGUCCUCACGGAGUUCGAGGCGGACAUCCGCCGCAUCGUGCAGGAGGAGACUUACCAGCCGCUCGACGUUGAGACCCGCGAAGACUUCGAAACGCUGAUCGCUCCGAUGGGACUGGACCAGACGGACCACACUGGGCCGCAGGAGGUGCCGGACAACGGAGACCCCUCGCGGUUCAUGGAUGUGAUAGACGACUCGUUCUACUUCGGGGUGGAGGAGGACGAGGGGGGGGCCCACGGACCCGAUAGCUUUCCCGUGACGUACCCCUUUUCCGCCACGGUGCCCCACAUAGGCCUGGCCCUGCUCAAGAUGUCGGCCCUUGUCGUGACCUUCCUGGCCAACCUGGACGUGCCCAACGCCAGCUCGCUGGUGUUCAAGUCCGUCCACAGGGGCACCUUGGUGGUGCAGACCCUGAUGGUGGAGCAGCUUCGCGACGCCGAGGCAGACAUGCACAUCCUCAAGGCCAGCCAGAUCUCGGUCAACAGCGCGUACCUGGCGAAGCUCCCCCUGUUCUUGGCUUCUGCCCUCGGAGACGUUCUCGUGGGAAUACAGUUCGCCGACUUCGCGUGGAAGGGCAAGGGAGUGAAGGCGGACGGGACCGGAAAGGAGAUGAUAGGCACCGCGGGAAAGGUGUUGGAAGACAUCAGCGAUCGCUCGCGCGACCUGAUCUUCGAGCUGGUCCGCAGCAAGGCGGACGACUUGCUGGCCGGCAUGGAGUUCGUGAAUAUGGAGCCGACGUCGAUGCGAAGGCAGGCGCACUCCUACGCCGACGACCUCAUCAACUAUCUCAGGGUUACGUUCAUGAACCUGGCGACCCUGCCGGCGAGCAUCCGGGAGGCGGUCCACUUCACGUGCAUGACGCACGUCUGCAACGCGAUCCUGGAGCACAUCACCGGCGCCGACGUGAGAACCGUGAACGUGCUUGGAAUCCACAACGUGAACCUGGACAUCGCGGCGUUGACGGACUUCGCAGACGAGAGCGGCAUCGGCACCCUUCGAGAGUGCUUUGCGAAGCUGUUGCAGCUCGUGGACAUCGUGCUCACAAACAACAUCGACAUCGCGACCGAUCCGGCUCGAAUGGCCUUGGCCUACCCUCGGCUGGACGUGCGACAUCUCGCGUCCCUGCUGGGCAAGUACCGAGAUCUGAGCAUCGCGGCCAAGAUCCGGAGCACUGUAGGCGACGAGGUUCCCCAGAUCGACCCUGCUAGGGUAACGGCCAUCCUCAAACGAUUAAAGCAGCUGGGGUGAUGGUGGGCUUUCUUAACAGCGGUGGAUAGAUACACCACAAGGGGGAGAGAUUUUAACGUGUGUUCAAUCAUUUUGUGUGUAUGCCUUGCGUGUGGUUUUAGGUCUCGUGGAUUUGAGUAUCAGUUUUACAAUUGUUACGCAGUACGGGGCAAGCCGUCGUACGAUAUGCUCUCGUGUUGGAGUUCGAGUUGCGGUAGAAGAGACAAACGAUGCUUACAUCGCGGGCUCAGCCGAGUGGCUACGUUAGGAGAAAAAACUGCUGUGAUGCUCGAACAAAACGGUGCCUUAUUUUGUGUAGCAUGGUAGAAAACUGUUGAGAAACAGCUGUCUCUGCAUUUUAGAAUCUUGGGGCGCUUUUUGAUUGGUCGACUUGUCCACUUUCCCCCCCUUGCGUCCGUAAUUUUUUUCGGUCUGAGCAUCUGCUUUUUAGGGUAAAGCUUUGGCGGUAACAUGUUCUGGCCGCAACGUCAACAAGGACAGAGCAGCGACAGCGCUUAGCGUUGUGUUGGAAUCGAGAAGCAGCGGUCGCAGGUCCACGGGUACGUGUUGUUUUGUGUGGAAGUGAAAGAGAUAGGUUCUGUUAGACCGUUGGUCAGCGCAAAGCUUGCUUCGGGUCGCCUUUCAUGUACAUUGACUCUGCAAGCAGUCGAGCACCGUGUGUGUGAGUAAGAGUGGCACUUCUGGUAUCGUUCCUAUCUUAUACAAUACCUGUCGUGUGUACAGUUGUCGGUGAUGUGUAUUUCUAGAUUGUUUUUUUUGUGUAUUUCUGCCGCUUCGACUUAGGCAUGGCCGGUUGGCUAGAAAGGCAUGGCGGUAACCCCGUUUGUUUGCGACUGCCGGCUCUGUCAGCGAUCUGUGUCUGCUGUACGGCGAAGAAUACUAAUUUGCUGUGUGGGGAUUGAUUUGGAGCAGGGAUUGCGAGGGACACGGCAACACGAUAAACGCGCGUUGGAGGAAUGUACUAGUUGUGGUCGGUUCAUCCAACCAAUGCACGAGUAGGAGAGGAGGCACACACUGGAUGGUGGUCGUCAGAGCGAGUUUUCUUGACGUAAAAGACAUCGUUGGUGGGUGGCCCUCAGAGAGAGGUGAAAGAUCACUUCUUCAGUGUAAAUGGUCGGAGAGCGGUUUGCUUCGACACGUAGUACAUGUACACGCCGCGUGGCAGGAAAAAGGAUUUCGGGGUCAAUUCUGUGUAGUUUGCUCGUGAGAGACUUCAUGCCGCGGACACAAGCAAAAAGCCGACGACGUCGAUCGCGCAUGCAUGUGCUUCGAAACAUGGUCCUGUACACGCGUGUGGCAAGAAAAAAUGAUUUUGGAAAGGC
Ectocarpus siliculosus is the source of this 3746-nucleotide messenger RNA. The record is from the annotation of a GenBank genome assembly. NCBI's taxonomy places the organism in Eukaryota, Phaeophyceae, Ectocarpales, Ectocarpaceae.